Entrophospora candida is the source of this 431-nucleotide messenger RNA. The record is from the annotation of a GenBank genome assembly. NCBI's taxonomy places the organism in Eukaryota, Fungi, Glomeromycota, Glomeromycetes, Entrophosporales, Entrophosporaceae.
AACCUGAAGAAGAUAUUUUUACUAAUGGCUCUUCAAUUGUAGCCAAAAUUUUGAAUAUAAGAAAAUCUCAUGAGGCCUAUUCACAUUCAAAACAUUUGCACAAAGUUUCAAAUAUAAUGAGAUUAGAUAAUGCACAUGAAAAUAUUAAUACUAAUACUGCAAAUCAAUUAAUCACACAAAUUACAAGUAAUGAUUCUGGACAAACUGUUAGAAGAAGAGUGACUAGGUGGCAAGGCAGAAAAAAUAUUGAAAAUAUGUUUAGAACCAAUGAUAAUAUGCCAGGUUUUAAUAUUGGAUGUGCAAAUAUUUCAGAAAUCAAUCCAUUAGAUAGAAAUGGUUAUUUACUUAUUUUUACUGAAAACCAAUUAUGUAUUGCCAAAAUUAUUGUAAUGUAUGAAUUGAAAGGAGGAAAACAUGCUUUAGUAGAUAAU